Molecule: messenger RNA, 1455 nt
Organism: Hyla sarda
Lineage: Eukaryota; Metazoa; Chordata; Amphibia; Anura; Hylidae
Gene: C1H2orf81
Product: chromosome 1 C2orf81 homolog
Source: RefSeq, a predicted model, not a curated record
GCCAUGCCUCGGGUUGCUGCCCCCAAGUCUCGGGGUGACAAGUCGCGCUCAGUGACCGUAGCUCCGCUCCCACAAGUGGCCAUAGAUAUCAUCCCUGGACGCUUUACUGAAGAUGACUGGAUGUCCAUGGUGAUGGCGGAGGACGAAGAAGGUGUGGUGGGAGACUUGGUGGAUGCCCUUAUGGACCGGGUCAUGGAGGAGUGCCUGAUGGUCCAUCUUCAGCACCAGCUGAUCCCGUACACUGUCAGUCAGGCCCGGGAGGCCAUGGUGCAGAUGGUCCAGUGGACAUUUGUGGCUAGAGAUGAGGGAGAUAAGGAGCCGGAUAUAGGAAUGAGCGGGCAGGAGGAGCCACAGCCAUGUCCACAUGAUUCGUGGGCACAGGGGUGUGUACCAGUCACAAAGCCGGCCAGUACACCCCGCUACAGCCAGCCUCAGGUAUUGUCUCCCAUUACUGAUAUCCCAGAAGAAAAGGAGGCUCCGCCAGCAGAAGAGCCUCCGGGUGAAGAAGAGGGUCGACCUGUGUCCCCCCAGGAACAGAUCCCCACUCCAAGAGUGGAGCCCGACACAUCUCCUCCCCCCACACUACAGCCAAUUAUACAACCAACCCCUCCCACCGCACCGCCAAAGUCCAAGCCUCGAUAUCAUCCCCAUCGCGGUCCCCUCCGCUCUGCGGGUGUAAAGGAAAUCACCAAGUCCCUGGAGGAGACAGAAAGGGAAAUGUUAUCUGAGCAACUCAUCCGAGAAGAAACCUUUGUGGAUGAAAACGUCCUUAUCCUCCCUACGUCCUUACACAACAUCCUGAAGAUCCAGCUUGGGAGACCACCGCAGAAGAAAGACGUCGUCUACGACCAAGAUGGAAACGUCCUGUCCAUGCCCAAGGUGGAGAUCUCCAGACUCCCGCAGCGACAUGUCCGCCCUCGAAUAGAAGUCCUGGAUGUGGGCAGAGAAUCGGAGGUCUCUGAUGUACAGAGGAGGGGCCGCCAACUCCCCAGAAGAAGAUCUCGAGUCAGCUCCUCUUCCUGUGAACCCCCGCAGAUCACCUCACAGUGCACCGCUAUAAUGGACGGCCCUAGCCGGGCCCCUAUGUCCUCUGCCAUACUCCUAGACACUAUGCCACUAACCCAUGGGGUGAUUCUUAGAGAGGGAGACAUGACAGAGCGAGGGUCUGUGUACAGUCUACAAAAGAGGGAGCACCGCACAGAGAGGAGAGAACUGAGGCCCAUCCGAGCCUCCAUCCCCACACCCAGCCUCCGCGUAGAACAGCUCAUAAAGAACAACAUCCCCCAGGUGCAGCCCCUUGUCAGCUUCCUGUCACACUGAACUACGUCUGUCACCGGUAUACAGCUCCAUCAUCAGUGUACAGCUCCGUCCUUAUCAUCAGUGUACAGCGCCAUCUCCUCUGUGUGCCAUAUACCCACCAUUACUUGUACAUCACCAUAUCUAAUAAAUGCUACA